Ziziphus jujuba (common jujube) is the source of this 1266-nucleotide messenger RNA. RefSeq lists its product as uncharacterized. NCBI's taxonomy places the organism in Eukaryota, Viridiplantae, Streptophyta, Magnoliopsida, Rosales, Rhamnaceae. The record is from RefSeq and is a predicted model, not a curated record. Bases 1 to 1167 code for a protein of 388 amino acids. Gene Ontology annotation, molecular function: protein binding. The transcript has 3 exons.
AUGGAACCUCAAAGUAAAUCGGCAAGAUUUGAAUUUUUGAGGGAUCUUCCGGUCUCCAUAUCUCACAAAAUUCUUUCUUUUCUUGGUAUCAAGGACGUUGCACGAGUUUCUACAUUGUCUAGGAUAUGCAGAGAAGUCUGUUUGUCAUCUCCUUUCUUGAAAAUUGAUUUAGAGGAUCUUGAUAGCCAAGGAUUUUACAAGCUUAGUGGAUUUUUACAUCAGUUUAUGUCCUUGCGUAAUGGGGUUGCUAUACAUCAAUUUGAAGUGGAAUUGUACGGUAAAGAUGUUGGUGUUGAUGAGCAACUUCAUAUUGGUAAUUGGAUACUUGAGGCAAGCAAGUGUAAUGUCAAAAUGAUUAGUCUGCACUUGUUUAACUUUGAAAUCUUUACUUUUCCUAGUAGUGUAUUAUUGAGCUCUGCUUGUUUAAGAGAUUUGGAAGUGUGGUUGAGUCCUGAAGGCAUGUUAAGUUUGCCCAAAGUGUCAUUUGGGGGUCUUGAGAAUUUGAGAUUGAGAGAUGUUCGGGUUUCAAAUACGUUUUUUGAAUGGAUUUCGAGCUGCAAUUCAUUGAAGAUUCUAUAUCUUCAUAAUGUUACUGGCAUAGAUGAGCUCAACAUUAGUUCUUCAUCACUUGAAGACUUAAGGCUUGAGGAUAUGCUUCCUAGUGCGCUUAAUUUAGGAAAUUUAGAGUCCUUGUGCUGUUCUGACAUGUCUAUUGUUUUGGACAAAGAUAAACAUGUGGUUUUGGAUGAUGGAAUCAUUGGUAAUGUUCUUCAAUCAAUAUAUCAAGUUUCAUCUAUCUCUAUAUGUGAUUAUUCUAUUCAGGAAAUUUCUCCACGGACGUUGCUGCCAGACUUUUGUAACUUGCGUUCAUUGACUCUAAUUAUCACUAAUUCCAGUGGCCUAAUCCCAUCUAUAGUUUUCUUACUCAAUUCGAUGCCACAUUUAAAUACUCUGAAAAUAGAGGGUUGGAAGUCUUGGGACUCUUCUGAAAAGGUAAGCAAUAAAUGGUCUGAGAAUUGUCACCCCCACAUGAAUCUUCUUAUUAUGUCCUCAUAUGUCAUUGUCAUUUAUAUAAUGAUUUUUAAUUUGGUCAUAUAUGGUAUUUUCAUGCUGCAUAAAAAGAUUCCUUCAAACGAAAGUGUGGACAUAAACCCAUAUUGUAGUUGAUAAUCUGCACAUUUGUCAUUAUAUGUUUCUGUGGUUUUCUCUCUAACUCUUUUAGUGUCACUCAACAUCAUCACAGAAGGAGAAGAUAAGUUUUAGUGC